CAUUCCUUUUUUUUUUUUUUUUUUUUUUUUCUCUCUUCGCUUUCUUUACUUCGCCGGAGAAUUUCGAAAGCUAGAGAGGAAGAAUCAAUGGCGAGAACUCUAAAGAACCGAUUUGAAUCUCGCUUUUUGCUUCGUUUCAUCGAGUCUCCGAGUCUGUUCGUCUCUUGUUUCACGAAUUCGAGAUCUCUUCAAACCCUAGCCUACGAAGAAGUCCGAUCCUCCGGUGAUCGGAAGUCUGAAUCUACAGCUCUCAUUCUUCAUGGCCUCCUCGGUUCCGGACGCAACUGGAGAUCGUUUUCUCGCUCUCUCGCAUCGUCUCUCUCCGUCUCCUCUGCUUCUGAUUGGAAGAUGGUAUUGGUUGAUCUGAGGAACCAUGGGAGAUCUGCGGAGGUAGAAGGGCUUAAUCCACCUCAUGAUCUUGUGAAUUCAGCUAAGGAUUUAGCUGAUUUGGUUAAAGCAAGUGGUUGGAAAUGGCCUGAGGUGGUCAUUGGUCACUCUUUGGGAGGUAAAGUGGCUUUGCAGUUUAUGGAGAGUUGUGCUCGUGGUGAUUUUGGGGAAUCAGCUUCUCCUCCUAAACAGAAUGAUGAUGAUGACUUGACCAUAGCAAAGUUGGUUUGGUGUUCUCUCUUUGAUGCAGAACAGCUAUGGGUACUAGACUCUGUCCCUGGGGAAGUCAAAGCAGAAAAAAGUGAUGGUGAGGUGGAGAAAGUUCUGAAGACGUUGCAGAGUUUACCUUCACCAAUCCCUUCCCGCAAGUGGCUCGUGGAUCAUAUGGUCGAACUUGGUUUUUCAAGAUCAUUAUCUGAGUGGAUUGGCAGCAAUCUCAAGAGAUCUGGAGACUCAGAGAUAUGGGCCUUUAACCUUGACGGAGCUGUCCAAAUGUUCAACUCUUACAGGGAGACUUCGUACUGGUCUUUGUUAGAGAACCCACCAAAAGAUACAGAAAUAAAUUUUGUGAUUGCAGAAAAGAGUGACCGAUGGGACAAUGAUACAACCAAGCGGCUUGAAACAAUUGCUAACCAGAGACAGAAUGUCUCAGAAGGGAAAGUUGCGACUCACCUUCUUCGUAACUCUGGCCAUUGGGUACACACAGACAAUCCCAAGGGACUCCUAGAUAUUGUGAGUCCCAACUUCUUCUCCCCGCACAAGUAGACGAUGCGCUACGAAAAUGGCAUUAGUCUUUGAUUGCAUUUUCUCUCCUGUCCAGUAUUUAUAUGCAGAAAAUAGCAAAUUCAAUUGCAACUGUUUUGACGAUGCGCGGUUUUCCCCGUUUGUGAUUCGUUAUUUUGCGUUUGCAUUUCCUUUCAACAAUGUACAAACGUUUAGGAUGAUCUAAUAAUAUUACUAAACUUAU
Arabidopsis arenosa is the source of this 1354-nucleotide messenger RNA. The record is from the annotation of a GenBank genome assembly. NCBI's taxonomy places the organism in Eukaryota, Viridiplantae, Streptophyta, Magnoliopsida, Brassicales, Brassicaceae.